Paramuricea clavata is the source of this 1150-nucleotide messenger RNA. The record is from the annotation of a GenBank genome assembly. Lineage: Eukaryota; Metazoa; Cnidaria; Anthozoa; Malacalcyonacea; Plexauridae.
AUGAAGAACCUUGUUAUCAGAGUGAAGAACCUUGACCUCAGAGUGAAGAACCUUGUCCUCAAAGUGAGGAACCUUGUCCACAGUGUGAGGAACCUUGUCCUGAGAUUGAAUAACCUUGUCCUCAGAGUGAGGAACCUUGUCCUCAGGUUGAAGAACCUUGUCCUCGGAGUGAAGAACCUUGUCCUCAGAGUGAAUAGCCUUGUCCUCAGUGUGAGGAACAUUGUCCACAGGGUUAAAAACCUUGUCCUCAGCGUCAAGAACCUUGUCCUCAGAGUGAAGAACCUUGUCCUCAUAGUGAAGAACCUUCUCCUCAGAGUGAAGGACCUUGUCUCAGAGUUUAAAUAACCUUGUCCUCAAAGUGAGGAACCUUGUCCACAGUGUGAGCAACCUUGUCCUCAGAUUGAAGAACUUGUCGUCAGUGUGAGAAACCUUGUCCUCAGAGUGAAGAAACUUGUCGUCAGAGUAAAGGGUCUUGUCGUCGGAGUGAGGAACCAUGUCCUCAGAGUGAGGAACCUUUGUCCUCAGAGUGAGGAACCUUUGUCCUCAGAGUGAAGAACCUUGUCUUUGGAGUGAAGAACCUUGUCCUCAGAGUGAAGAACCUUGUCCUCAGAGCGAAGAACCUUGUCCUCAAAGUGAGGAACCUUGUCCACAGCGUGAGGAACAUUGUCCACAGAUUAAAGAACCUUGUCUUCAGAGAGAGGAACCUUGUCCUCAGAGUGAAGAACCUUGUCCUCAACGCGAGGAGCGUUGUCCUCAGAGUGAAGAACCUUGUCCUCAUAGUGAAGAACUUUGUCCUCAGAGUGAAGAACCUUGUCCUCAGUGUGAGGAACAUUGUCCUCAGGGUGAAAAACCUCGUCCUCUGCGUGAAGAACCUUGUCCUCAGAGCGAAGAACCUUGUCCUCAUAGUGAAGAACCUUGUGCUCAAAGUGAGGAACCUUGUCCACAGUGUGAGGAACCUUUUCCUCAGAUUGAAGAACCUUGUCCUCAGUGUGAGGAACCUUGUCCUCAGAGUGAAGAACCUUGUCCUCGGAGUGAAGAACCUUGUCCUCAGUGUGAGGAACGUGGUCCUCAGGGUGAAAAACCUCGCCCUCAGCGUGAAGAACCUUGUCCUCAGAGUGAAGAACCUUGUCCUCAGAGUGAAGAAUCUUGA